GAGGGAGUUCGAAGCUGAGCGGGAAGUUGGGUCUGUGGAGAUCGGGGCGGCUGAGGGGGCGGGAGGGACGGCGGGUGGAGCGGCCCGGACCUGUCCCGGUCCUGUCCCGGUUCUGUCCCGAUCCUGACCCGAUUUUAAUCCCGAUCCCGUCCCGUUCCUGUCCCAUCCCUGCGGUGAGGGCUCGAGGUGCUCAAUCAGCUCCACCCCGGCUCCCCACGUACCUCCAGGCCUUGAACAUCCCCCCUCCGCCGCCAUGUCGAUCCGCCCCAUGGCCUACGAGACUCAGUUCUUCGGGUUCACCCCCCAGACGUGCAUGCUGCGCAUCUACCUGGCGUUCCAGGAUUACCUGUUCGAGAUGAUGGUGGUGGUGGAGAGCGUCAUCCUGAAGAAGCUCGAGGCGCUGCCCGAUGUCCGGAUCAGCCGCUCCGAGAUCCGUCAGAGCACGGAGAAGUUCCUGCACUUCAUGAAGGCUCGUUUCGAUCAGCUCUUUGAGAAGAUGGAGGAGGUGCUGCUGCAUCUGGUGCUCAGCAUCCCCGACAACGUGCUGCUCCCCGAGGACAGGGUGCACCAGCAGUACCCCUACAGCCAGGAGGAGUUCCAAGCCCUGCAGGAUGAGAUCAACCAGCUGCAGCAGCAAUGCAGGGCUGAGGUGGCCGCUGGGCAGGCGCUGCGUGCGGAGCUGGAGGAGCAGAAGGUCGUGCAGGCCGAGCUGGAGAAGGUUGUGCAGUGGUUUGAUGGGCUGGAGAGCGUCUGCAGGGAGCACGGCACCGGGAACUUCAAAGAGAGCUUUGUGUUCCUGACACAGAACUGUAAGAAACUGCAGGACGUGCUGAGAGAUGUUGAAGAGAAGAGCAAAAAGAUCAAGAAACACGAACAGUUACUGUAAUAGGAACCUCCAGAAGGCAGCAGCGAAAAUUGAGGUGGCUCGUUUUGAAUGAUGGGGGUUUAUCUUUCCAGAAGCAUCUCCUGUGGUUCCUUCCUCACUUGGUCCUGCCAGCAUCCACACCCAGUGCUGCUGGAGGGGGCUGUGUGGAGCUGUGUCAGCUGGCACCAACAAGCACGGACAGGAAAAGCCUGAGAAGCACAGCAACGAUUGGGAAUGAACUCUUGGCUGGAUAACCUGACACCUUCGUGGGCCUUAAUGUUAACUCUGAACAACUUUAGAACAAACAGAGCAUCUCUCAGGUUAUCUGAGCAUGGAGGUGGCUGGUGUUUCAGCAGGUUUGUGCUGUGCUGCUCAUCCAGCUGACACAGGAGGAAAUGAGCAACUCGGUCACUUUCUCCUGCUUCACUCUGUGUUGAUUUAUUUUUAUGGUCCGGUGUCUUUAUUUCUUAUUGAACAGUGAAGCUCAUUUGAUUAGUGCUUAUCGGGUUUUGCUGUCUGAAUGCUGUGGGGCUGAUUGGUGUGCUGCAGUCAUUGCAAGUCACUUAAUGAAGCUGCUUCUCUCUGUACUUCAUUCAAAUCAGUCUGUGUGCAAAGCAGGUUAUAACUCUCCUGUAUAGGCUGAUUUUCUUUUAGUAGUAAUUAAUUGGUAUUUGAGCUAGAUGCUUGAAAAAAACGUUAACCAUUGCUGCAAUAAAAGGUGCAUUAAAAGCAGAAA
Coturnix japonica (Japanese quail) is the source of this 1601-nucleotide messenger RNA. RefSeq names its product MIS12 kinetochore complex component (gene MIS12). Gene Ontology annotation, cellular component: nucleus; chromosome, centromeric region; MIS12/MIND type complex. Gene Ontology annotation, biological process: mitotic cell cycle; mitotic sister chromatid segregation; kinetochore assembly. NCBI's taxonomy places the organism in Eukaryota, Metazoa, Chordata, Aves, Galliformes, Phasianidae. The record is from RefSeq and is a predicted model, not a curated record.